Messenger RNA from Crotalus tigris (Tiger rattlesnake), 5544 nucleotides. RefSeq names its product dishevelled segment polarity protein 1 (gene DVL1). Lineage: Eukaryota; Metazoa; Chordata; Lepidosauria; Squamata; Viperidae. Gene Ontology annotation, molecular function: frizzled binding. The coding region runs from base 433 to 2565 and encodes 710 amino acids. Gene Ontology annotation, biological process: intracellular signal transduction; canonical Wnt signaling pathway. The record is from RefSeq and is a predicted model, not a curated record. Gene Ontology annotation, cellular component: cytosol. The transcript has 14 exons.
CCCCCCCCCGAGUCUUUUGGGUACAAUUUUAAUGCAGCCGCUGCCCCUCUAGAGAGGGGAGAAUGCUUUGCAGGGAGGCCUGGCCGAGCCCCCUUUCUCCUCUUGAGCCGCUGGAGGGCGCUAUGGGGCGCCUCAAUCCUUCCGCGCAGGCAUCGCUACGGUAGCAGGCAGGCAUUUUCCCUUCCUGUUUGGAGACCAACCUUGCCUUGUUUAAAAAAAAAAAAAAAAACCCUAGAAGACUCCGAGGGACUGGCACCUUGAACUUGGCCUUGAUUUAUUUCCCCCCCCGCCCCUCCUUUUCUCUCCCUUUUCCAUCCCCUUUCUCGAUCCUUUCGCUCCGCUCCUCUCUUUACCAAACCUCUACCCUUCUUCUUUUCUCCUUCCCCUCUUCCCUCCCCCUCCCUUUUCCACCCUCCCUCCUUUCCUUCUUCCAUGGCGGAGACAAAAAUAAUUUACCAUAUCGAUGAAGAGGAGACCCCUUAUUUGGUGAAAUUGCCGGUUUCUCCGGAAAAAGUCACUUUGGCGGAUUUUAAAAAUGUCCUCAGCAACCGGCCGGUGCAUAGCUACAAAUUUUUCUUCAAGUCGAUGGACCAGGAUUUUGGGGUGGUAAAGGAAGAGAUCUCGGAUGACAACGCAAAGCUCCCGUGUUUCAACGGACGUGUCGUGUCCUGGCUGGUCCUGGCCGAGAGCUCCCAUUCAGAUGGCGGAUCGCAGUGCGCAGAAAGCCACACGGAUCUUCCUCUUCCCCUUGAGCGAACCGGGGGCAUCGGAGACUCUCGCCCGCCUUCCUUUCACCCAAAUGCCUCAAGCAGCCGAGAUGGGCUGGACAACGAAACAGGAACUGAGUCAGUCGUCAGCCACCGGCGGGAUCGUCACCGGCGGAGGAACCGAGAAGGUCACGAAGAUGUCUCUCGCAUCAAUGGGCAUCCGAAACUUGACCGACUCUGGGAACCUCCACCCGGUUACGAUAGUUCCUCCACUGUGAUGAGCAGCGAACUCGAAUCCAGCAGCUUUGUGGACUCAGACAAUGAGGAAAACACCAGCAGGUUGAGUAGCUCCACGGAGCAGAGCACGUCAUCCCGUCUGAUUCGCAAGCACAAGCGCCGGCGAAGGAAACAUAAAAUGCGACAGAUCGACCGGUCGUCCUCCUUCAGCAGCAUCACCGAUUCCACCAUGUCCCUCAACAUCAUCACUGUCACGCUCAACAUGGAAAAAUACAAUUUUCUGGGAAUAAGUAUCGUAGGACAGAGCAACGACCGGGGAGACGGCGGCAUUUACAUCGGCUCCAUCAUGAAGGGCGGGGCAGUGGCGGCAGAUGGGCGGAUUGAGCCAGGCGACAUGCUUUUACAGGUUGACCCUGUUGGAAGGACAGAAGCUGAUUUCUCUUUUGCUGUUUUUUUUUCCUUUCGGUUUUCUUUUCCCAGACCCAUCAGCCUAACAGUGGCCAAAUGCUGGGAUCCUACCCCCAGGAGUUACUUCACAAUCCCCAGGGCUGAGCCAGUGCGGCCGAUCGACCCCGCAGCCUGGAUUUCUCAUACCACGGCUUUGACGGGAGCAUACCCCCGUUACGGUAUGAGUCCUUCCAUGAGCAUCAUCACUUCUACCAGCUCCUCACUAACAAGCUCAAUUCCCGAUUCGGAAAAGCUGGACGAGACCCCCUUGACGGUGAAAAGCGACAUGGCCACCAUUGUCAAAGUGAUGCAGUUACCAGAUUCAGGGCUGGAAAUUCGGGACCGGAUGUGGUUAAAAAUCACCAUCUCCAACGCAGUGAUUGGAGCAGAUGUCGUUGAUUGGCUUUACGCCCACGUGGAGGAUUUUAAAGACCGUCGAGAAGCCCGGAAAUACGCCAGCAGCAUGCUGAAGCAUGGCUACCUCAGACACACUGUGAAUAAGAUUACUUUCUCAGAACAGUGCUAUUAUGUGUUUGGAGAUCUUUGUGGCAAUAUGGCUGCAAUGAACCUCAACAACGGUUCCAGCGGGGCUUCUGACCAAGACACCCUGGGCCCCCUCCCGCACCCCUCCCCACCUUGGCCACUGGGGCAAGGUUAUCCUUACCAGUAUCCCCUCGCCCCUCCGUGUUUCCCGCCAGCCUACCAGGACCCUGGCUUCAGCUAUGGCAGCGGAAGUGCGGGAAGCCAGCACAGCGAAGGAAGCAAAAGUAGCGGCUCUAACCGAAGCAACAGCGAGAACAGCCGGUGGCGAGAGAAGGACCGCAAGUCAGCUGGCGGCAGUAGCAGCGGGUCGGACCCAGCCACCUGGAGCGGGGGUGGGGGGAGCGUCCUGCGGCACGAGAGGCCCCCCAGCCAGCUUAGCCACCGCAGCCACGUCUCGGCCACCCUCAGCCAGAGAAGUCCUCGCAGCCACCACGCUUACGGCCCGCCGGGAGGGCUGCCUUCUCUGGGGAACUUCCCCAAGCUGGGAGGCAAAGUCUAUGCCAUCAGCGGGCCGCCCGGAGGGCCCCCCGCGCGGGAACUUGGCUCCAUCCCUCCUGAACUGACUGGGAGCCGCCAGUCCUUCCAGAAAGCCAUGGGCAACCCGUGCGAAUUCUUCGUGGACAUCAUGUGAAAAGACGUGCCUUCCUAGAGAGUCCGCGCAGAGGGUUCCUGCUCUGUCGUCGGCAGACUGGCCAGGGACCUUUUUUUUUUCUUUCUUUCUUUCUUUCAAAGCAACGGGGAAAGAGAGCGAACCCCCCCCCUCCUACUCCCCCUGCCCCCCCCACCUUGACAAUCUUUUGCAUGUCACACCCUUCUGACUCUUGAUUGUGUUUUGCCAGCAAACGUAGGGGGGGGGGAGAGCAAUUCCAGGAUAUUCAAUCUGCCAAUCAGGCAUAUUUUGUCUCCCCCCCCCCUUUUCUCCUUUCCCUUGUUUUCCAAACGUGAUUGAUAGGUGUUCCCCCCCCCCCAGAUAUCUUAAAUGAGCUUUGUUAUGCGUGGCACCUUUUCUCAGUGCAAUUUUACUGUGUUUUCCUUGACUUAACCAAGGGAUCGUAUUUUAUAUAAUAGUUUUUUUUUUAAAAAAAGAAAGAAAAAAGCAACACGGCAAUUCUCCAGUCCUGCAUAUUUUGCACCUUUAAAAAAAUAUUCUGGUUCCUUUCUUUCCAGUCUGGGGGGGGGGAAAUAAAAACUUACAAUGGAGGAGGAUUUGCUUUGAUAAAGACAACACAACUAACCAGGGGCAAUAAAGUUGGCUUUCAUUUGUUGAGCCCCAUUGCAACAAUGGGUGAAUAUCUCUCUGUGGGUCUGUUUCCUCCUUCGUUUGGGCUACUUUUCAUCAAGGUUUUCUUUGCACCUGCUGAGCCUGGUUCCAUAUUGGCCUUUCCCUUAAGAAGGGAAAACCAUUUUGUGAGAAACUCGAUGGGUUAAAUUUCUCCUCCAAAACAAUGAACUUUUUGGUUGCCUAUUUUACACCUUGAAAGAAAAUUCUGGUGAUUGUAGGGCUUCGGCAGGUAUUCCAGCCAGUUAUUGCCAAUUGGUGUUCCAUCCAUCCCUCUCCUUGCUUCCAGACGGGGAGAAUUGCUGCCUUUGUUGGCCAUACACCCUAAAUCUGGCAUCGUGACUUGACACUCUCUCUCUUAUUCUGUUAUGUUUUGGCUGUUCUCCUAGCCAAUGGUCAAGCUCUGCCUUGGAAAAACAUCUCUCAGUGGUACUCUUGUUUCCAGAGAGGAUUUGGCCCAAGUGAGGUCCUUUCCUUUGAUACCUGUGUUAUGUGUUGGAAACAGCUGAAGCAUUAACACAAACACAUUCACUACCCAGAUUUCCAAGCUGAGUGGCGAGAAAGUGCAUGGUUUUGUUGACAUGAGGAAAAUUCUGCCUAGGUUGUGGUGCAUUCCCCCCAAUUUUACACUUAGAUGCUUUGGUUUAUCAUGGCUAUGUUUGCAUCUGGAUAUUGUUUGCAGUUUAUGCUACUGAUUGCCCCCCCCCCCAAUUGCUCUGAAUUAAGAACAUUUUAUUGGGCUGGAGUGCAUGGAUCCUGAUUUCCUGAAAGGCCAAUCCAAGUAGGAAGGAAAGAAGAAGGAUGUGUAGGAAAGGGGAAAUUACAUAGAGGGACAAAGUUGUUCUCUAUUUGUGUGACAGUAUCACCUGUAUAUUUUUUUCUGUUCAGGAGAAAACAGUGAAAAGGCAGAGAGAAAAAAAGUUCCAGGAUGAUUUGAGGAAAAUAGAAUGAGUCUUGUUAUAGAAUUUCAGAUGCCAGUCAGCCAUCUGUGCCCUUCCCCCAAGGGGCUCCAUUCCGUGCCUCCCUCCAACUUUGACCAUUGGAUAUGGGAGUGUGAUGCAAAUGCAACAUAAGGUAGCUUUUGUCCUGUAUGAACGUUGCAGUACCUUCCUGCUGGUGUCCCUUUCCCUGGAUGCAGAUGAUGGGAAUUAAUGGGCACCAACCUGGCGAAGGCAGAUCUUCAAUCACACCUAUAUAUCAAGGGCUGGCACUUGGAUCUCUGUGAAUCUCCAAGCACUUGGAGAGACUAUUUUUCCCCCCAGCUCUGAUAAUCAAAUGAGAUCUUUCAAAGUAGCAAGGGAAUCUACUCCCAACUGCUGACUCAAGUUGCUUUUUCACACAUACCCCACACACACAGUUUUUCUCUCUCUAUGGUCCUCUAUGGUAGUGGAGAUGAAACAGGUUCCCUUGGCUGGAGGUCGUUAUUAUUUUUUUUUAAACAAUUCUGGCUGAUACUUGGACUUUCACAGCUAAUGGCAAACUGUAGCAAGUGUUUCUCUUUGAAGAAAUUGUAUUGUGGUUCCACAUGGCUGGUUUAUCUUGCUGGCCAGCCUGAUCCCAUAUAAUCGUGCAGAGAAGCUAGUCCUCAUGAAUUCAUUGAAACAAGCAUGUUUCUGCUUACUGAGUCAGAGACUGUUUUGAAAAGAUGCGUUUACCCCUUUUAAAUCUCUGACAUAUUCUCCUUUUCUGCUUCAGAGGGAUCCUCAACUCCCAAAGGUUUUACCUAGCUGUGUUGGGAUAAGCCAGCCAUGUUUUGUGGGUGUGACCUUCCAUCAGCUUUCCCGUCCAUCCUUCCUGUUGCCAACUAGCGAGCUUGUUUUGGGCCUGAAGAAAACAUUGAAAUUGGAUAUUUUGAGUUAGCUGCUUCUUCCCCUUUAAAGUUGCAUUUUACUGGACAGUAAGGAAUAAUGUCAAAGGAACAGCUUAAUUCUAAUCAGGGAUUAGAAUGACACAUACAGAAUUUAUGUACAGUAGAGGGAAAAAAUAGUAAAUGAAAUUAAAGGCAGGAAAUGAAAUCUCUGCCCACCGACUCUCAAAAUAUCUUAGCAUUGGGUCAUACCCAAGAUCGUGUUCUUGACGAUGCGUGACUGGCCCACUCCCCUUAUUUCCAACACCAUCUUCCUUUUUCUGCAUUUUGGGGAGGGCUUCUUGUAAAUAUUGUAUGAAAAACUCCAGUUGUCUGUAUAGUUAAUAUAUAGCUGCUUAUGUGUAAAUGCUAUUUUAAACUCUAAAAAAAGCUUUUACUUUUAUGUGACAAAUGCACUUUGUGAUUUUUCUUCAUUGGUGGUGGCAACCUUUUAUUCCGAGAUAUUAUAUAUAUAUAUUUCUGUU